AUGACUAGACCUCACUUCUCUGCUACCACUUUGCAGUAUGCUUCAUUUGCAUUCACUACUAACUACAGAGAAGUAGCGGACAUGGAGUCCUGUGGGGACAUCCUUCGCGAUAGGAUGCAUAAUCAGAAAUGGUUCACAGCACGAGGCCUAAAAUCGCUCUCUGAUGCAACAGGAUGGCAAGUUGACUCGCUAGCUAGAUUAAUAGCUGUGCUGCUUUUGUUCCUCCUUACAAGAAGCAGCAAUUGGCUAGUGUGCAACACAAUACUUGUUAUCAUUCCCAUGCUCCUCACAUUCGAGUUCCCCGAUGAGAAACCUCCAGCAGAGAAUAUGAGAAUCUACUGGAUUUCCGCCUUCGUAAUGACGGCUUUCGAUCGAAUGCUGGAGGCUUUUCCAUUCUAUUAUGUCGUGAAGCUGUCCACUCUUCUCUUCCUACUAGUUGAACCGUCGUUCUUGAACGAUAAUCUUAGAAAACUACUAACAGUUGCGGAAAACUCGAUUUCUCAAGUAAGGAGGGUUAAACCGGUUGGUGCUUCUCCUGUUGUGCAUAUUUUACAUGAAGUUGCAAAAGACCUGUGCCAAAAGACUAGCACUAUAGAAAUCUUGCAUAAGUAA
Strongylus vulgaris is the source of this 612-nucleotide messenger RNA. Lineage: Eukaryota; Metazoa; Nematoda; Chromadorea; Rhabditida; Strongylidae. The record is from the annotation of a GenBank genome assembly.